This is a messenger RNA of Aspergillus chevalieri, 840 nucleotides long. Its product is annotated as enoyl-CoA hydratase/isomerase family protein. Bases 1 to 840 code for a protein of 279 amino acids. The transcript has 3 exons. Gene Ontology annotation, molecular function: delta(3,5)-delta(2,4)-dienoyl-CoA isomerase activity. NCBI's taxonomy places the organism in Eukaryota, Fungi, Ascomycota, Eurotiomycetes, Eurotiales, Aspergillaceae. Gene Ontology annotation, cellular component: mitochondrion. The record is from RefSeq and is a predicted model, not a curated record.
AUGGCAGACUACUCUUACAAGUACUACAACAUCACCUUCCCCCAGCAAUAUGUCGCCCACGUCGAGAUCAACCGGGCCGACAAAAUGAAUGCCUUCUUCGAAGCUAUGUGGGUCGAACUAUCCCAAGUCUUCAACCACCUCUCCCAAGAUCCCUCUGUCCGCGCCAUCGUCCUCAGCGGCGCCGGCGAUAAAGCAUUCACGGCCGGACUAGACGUCAAAGCCGCGUCUGAGGGUUUCUUAAUGGACAAGAAGACAGACAACGAUCCCGCCCGCAAAGCCGCCCACCUCCGGCGCCACAUCACCUCGUUCCAGGACUGUAUCAGCGCCGUCGAGCGCUGCGAAAAGCCUGUUAUCGUUGUCAUGCAUGGAUUCUCGCUAGGACUAGCUAUUGACCUGUCUACCGCAGCGGAUGUGCGGGUAUGCGCGCGUAAUGCACGCUUCGCUGUCAAGGAAGUCGACAUCGGUAUUGCAGCGGAUAUCGGAACGCUGAGCCGGUUGCCCAAGGUGGUCGGAAACUUUGGUUGGGUGAAAGAAGUUGCAUUGUCGGCGCGGAUUUUUGGAGCGGACGAGGCUUUGCGCGUGGGCUUCGUUAAUUCCGUGUAUGAUUCGAAACAGGAUGCUGUUCGGGAAGCGGUGGGAAUGGCAACGUUGAUGGCUAGUAAGAGUCCGGUUGCGGUGCAGGGGACGAAGGAGAUUUUGAAUUGGUCGAGGGAUCAUUCUGUGCAAGAUGGACUCCGGUAUACAUCGGUCUGGAACAGCGCUGCUUUACAGACCGAAGACGUAUCUUCAGCACUACUAUCGGGGAUCCAGAAACGGACGCCAACGUUUGAGAAGCUGUGA